This is a messenger RNA of Chenopodium quinoa (quinoa), 1584 nucleotides long. Its product is annotated as protein COFACTOR ASSEMBLY OF COMPLEX C SUBUNIT B CCB4, chloroplastic-like. Gene Ontology annotation, cellular component: chloroplast. The transcript has 9 exons. The coding region runs from base 280 to 1176 and encodes 298 amino acids. Lineage: Eukaryota; Viridiplantae; Streptophyta; Magnoliopsida; Caryophyllales; Amaranthaceae. Gene Ontology annotation, biological process: cytochrome b6f complex assembly. The record is from RefSeq and is a predicted model, not a curated record.
UUAGUUAUAGAAAUGGAGGGAUAAGUGGGUGUUUUAAUCCCUAACCCUCUUCUAAUCCCUAUCCCUCCAAACAAAUACGAGAUUUCUUUCUAUUCCUAUUUUUUAUUCUUGUCCCACCCUUUCUAUUCCCCUAAACAGAUAGUAUUUUUUUUUUUUGAAACCAACACCCUCUUGGAACUUCGUAAGUUCGUAGUAGUAUUUUCGUUGGCAGAACCUGAAAAAACAGAACACUAGCAAUUUACUCCGUAGCAAGCGUAGCAACUUCAACAAAUUAUAACAAUGGAAGCGGGAACUCUCCACCUCCAUAUCCAUUCUAUUUAUUGCACACCUAAACGACCUUUCCGAUACCACCGUUCAUCUUCCCCGACUUUCCCGCGCUUCUCCAUUUCCUGCUCUUUUCAGUCCGAAGGCUUCAAAGGUCCGAAACCUAGCAGAAAUUUGGUCGCUGAUUGGGUCUCAAACAACGACAAUGUCGCUCGUAGCUUGCCUAUUUAUGUCGGUGGUUUCUCUCUCCUCGCUGUUCUCUUUAAUCGUACUGUUUCCGGCAUUGCUCCUGUUGCCGACGCUAGUAGCUCACAGUCAAGGGCAGAUCUGUUGGCUCUUGGAUUGGCUGUUACGAAUAUCUUAACUGGUCUUGUUUGGCUAUCAAUUAGGCCCAAGGCUAUCUCUAAGGUGGAUCCUGAAGGUGUGGAGUGUCGCUGGAUAUCUUCCAGCCUCCCUGAUUCUGCUAUUUCUGAAUUGGAAUGGUUUUGGCAAUCUCUUUCAGCUGCCACAUGCUGCAGAUCCUUGGUCGUUAUCUAUGAGGAGAGUUGUAUCUGUCAAAUUGGUGUGGCAGCUGAAUCAUUGAUUAGUGGUGAAGCAGAGAAUGUAGACGCAAAAAAAUUGAUUCAGGGCACACUUUACAGAGGCAUCAUGAAAUCUGGAGCUCAGAGCUACUUGGCAAAUCUCUCUCUGUAUCCCGGCAGGUCUGAACUUCCAUUUUUGCCAUCAAAUACACAGGCUGUCAUUUUGCAGCCACUGGGGGACAAAGGAAUUGUAGUUAUAGGUGGUGAUACAAUAAGGGGGUUUUCCACUGCUGACCAGGCAUGGAUAUCAUUAAUCGGUGACAAAUUGGAUGCUACAUUGACGAAGUCUGUGACUGGGGAUGCACUAAUGACUCCAGAUAAAGGUCGAUAAUGAUAAUGUGUAUUCUCAUUGUGGCGCAGUAAUUUGCACGGAUGCUAGUUACUGAAGCCUAUAGGCAAGAUUCUGGUCCCAAUGUCUCAUAAGUGUCGCAGGGAACAUCAGUAUCCCGUCUCAGAUAAUACGUCGAAGGAGAAGUAUAUAGUUCAUUCAAUUUUCUUUGUACAUUACCAUCAACUGUGAGUUUCCGAAUCUUGUGUCCAUGGGCUUCCACACUGGUUGAUUUCUCAAUUAGUUUAAAAUAGAUUAACAGAAUACACAGCCGCUGAUACAUUUUCCAAGAAGUGCAAAUUAUCUAUUUUCUGUUUAUUCCCUUGAUGUUUGCAAUGAUUUAUUCAGUACUUAAUGUUAAACUUGAUUUUGCCCCCAGAUAUAUUAUCAGAUAGAAAUUACUCUGUAAAA